UUGUGAAAAGUACUAGCUACAAAAUUGGCUAAAUGCCUGUUGCUGUAUACAUAGCGCGCGCGUGUGUGUAUGUUGCUAACCUAGCUAGUUAGUUAGCCAUUAAUAAAGUUCCUAACGUUACAUCAUGGCAGACGGCUGGAGCACCGACAUCGGAGAGGUUGCCUACCGUUCCCGGGAUGUUGUCAAAAACCUUACAAUUAAGAUCCGUAUUCAGAGAGUCACCUUCGCAGCAGCCCUCUCUCAACACCUUCAGCAGCAGGUUUUUGACUCAACAGGAGAGGGGAGGCAUUGAGCUGGACACCCUCAACUCACAGGCUCAAUCAGCUGGAGAUGGUGAGGAGGAGUUAGUGGUAGGCAGGCAGGAGAAGCUGUUCAGUCAGGAUUCCCAGAGUAUGGUGACGCAGGUCAAGUCCAACCCUACCUUCCUGGCACAUAGGAUGGCCAAUGUCAGACACAGACGACAUGACAGACACCCAGUUGACAGCACCGUCCCCAAGUCCAGGCUGAUUACCUGGGAGCCCUCGAAGGACUUUAUGAAGAUCAGCUACGUGGUCAACACACCUGUACAGACCAUGCACAUCAUGGGGGACCUGGGACCACCAGGCAAACUUGGCCAAAACGAGAAGGAAUGCUUGUUGUGCACGAUAAGAGCAGAUGGAAAUGGAGUGAUUACCAUCAAACCAGACUUCAACAAAGUUGUUUCAUCAGCAAAGGUCAUCUCAAGUCUGAUUUUAUUUGUCACAUGCCGAAUACAACAGGUGUAGUAGACCUUACAGUGAAAUGCUUAUUUACAAGCCCUUAACCAACAAUGCAGUUUAAGAAAAAUAAGUGUUAAGUAAAAAAGAAUUAUUUUGGACCUAGACUUGGUGCUCCGGUACCGCUUGCCGUGCGGUAGCAGAGAGAACAUUCUAUGACUAGGGUGGCUUGAGUCUUUGACAAUUUUUAGGGCCUUAUUCUGACACCACCUGGUAUAGUGGUCCUGGAUGGCAGGAAGCUUGGCCCCGGUGAUGUACUAGGACAUACUCACUACCCUCUGUAGUGCCUUGCAGUCAAAGUCUGAGCAGUUGCCAUACCAGGCAGUGAUUCAACCAGUCAGGAUGCUCUCGAUGGUGAAGCUGUAGAAUUUUUUGAGGAUCGAGGACCCUAGAGGUGCCCCCGUGUUGAGGAUCAGCGUGGCGGAUGUGUUGUUACCUACCCUUACCACCUGGGGGCGGCCCGUCAGGAGGUCCAGGAUCCAGUUGCAGAGGGAGGUGUUUAGUCCCAGGGUCCUUAGCUUAGUGAUGAGCUUUGAGGGCACUAUGGUGUUAAACGCUGAGAUGUAGUCAAUGAAUAGCAGUCUCACAUAGGUGCUUAUUUUGUCCAUGUGUGGAGUGCAAUAGAGAUUGCAUCAUCUGUGGAUCUGUUGGGGCGGUAUGCAAAUUGAAGUGGGUCUAGGUUUUCUGGGAUAAUGGUGUUGUGAGCCAUGGCCAGCCUUUCAACGCACUUCAUGGCUACAGAUGUGAGUGCUACGGGUCGGUAGUCAUUUAGGCAGGUUACCUUAGUGUUCUUGGGCACAGGUACUACUAUUACAGACUCCGACAGGGAGAGGUUGAAAAUGUCAGUGAAGACGACUGCCAGUUGGUCAGAGCAUGCUCGGAGUACACGGCCUGGUAAUCUAUCUGGCCCUGCGGCCUUAUGAAUGUUGACCUGUUUAAAGGUCUUACAUAGGCUGCGGAGAGCAUGAUCACACAGUCAUCCGGAACAGCUGAUGCUCUCAUGCAUGUUUCAGUGUUACUUGCCUUGAAGCGAGCAUAGAAGUUAUUUAGCUCGUCUGGUAGGCUCGUGUCACUGGGCAGCUCUCGGUUGUGCUUCCCUUUGUAGUCUGUAAUAGUUUGCAAGCCCUGCCACAUCCGACGAGCGACGGAGCCGGUGUAGUAUGAUUCGAUCUUAGUCCUGUAUUGACACUUUGCCUGUUUGAUGGUUCAUCGGAGGGCAUAGCGGGAUUUCUUAAAAGCUUCCGUGUUAGAGUCCCGCUCCUUGAAAGCGGAAGCUCUACCCUUUAGCUCUGUGCGGAUGUUGCCUGUAAUCCAUGGCUUCUGGUUGGGGUAUAUACGUAUAGUCACUGUGGGGACGACGUCAUUGAUCCACGUAUUGAUGAAGCCAGUGAUUGAUGUGGUGUACUCCUCAAUGCCAUCGGAAGAAUCCCAGGAACAUAUUCCAGUCUGUGCAAGGAAAACAGUUCUGUAGUUUAGCAUCUGCUUCAUCUGACCACUU
Molecule: messenger RNA, 2253 nt
Organism: Salvelinus fontinalis (brook trout)
Lineage: Eukaryota; Metazoa; Chordata; Actinopteri; Salmoniformes; Salmonidae
Product: tectonic-like complex member MKS1
Exons: 6
Coding region: 177-764 (195 amino acids)
Source: RefSeq, a predicted model, not a curated record